AUGUACAAUGAAGGCCAGUUUCUUGACAAAGCUUGCGACCUUAUGAACCAAGGCAUAUUGGCUCUCGUCAGCUCUAUCGGAUGUGCAUCAGCCGUGUCCUUGCAGUCUCUUGCAGAUGCAAUGCAUAUUCCUCAUCUCUUCAUGCAGCGAUCCACAGCCAGAACGCCAAGAAGUAGUUGUGGGCUCAACAGGAAUAAGAGGAUUGAUGACUAUACAUUGUCUGUUCGCCCCCAAGUCUAUCUGAAUGAUGUUAUCAUAAGAGUCGUCACUGAAUACGCCUGGCAGAAAUUCAUCAUUUUUUAUGACAACAACUAUGAUAUCCGUGGAAUACAAGAGUUUUUGGAUAGAGUAUCUCAGCAGGGAAUGGAUGUAGCUUUGCAGAAGGUGGAAAACAACAUUAAUAAGAUGAUCACAGGACUCUUUGCUACUCUGCGCAUAGAGGAGCUAAAUCGCUACAGGGACACGCUGAGAAGAGCCAUUCUCGUUAUGAGCCCAACAACUGCCAAAUCCUUCAUUACUGAGGUUGUUGAAACUAAUUUGGUUGCCUUUGACUGUCACUGGAUCAUAAUAAAUGAGGAGAUAAAUGACUUGGAUGUACAGGACCUGGUCAGAAGGUCGAUUGGAAGGUUAACAAUUAUUCGUCAGACCUUUCCAGUACCCCAUAAUGUGAGUCAACGCUGUUUCCCUGGCAACCACCGAAUAUCUACUACGCUCUGCGACCCAAAGGACCCAUAUUCCCAGAGCAUGGAGAUCACCAACCUGUAUAUCUAUGAUGCAGUUCUCUUACUAGCUAAUGCCUUUCACAAGAAGCUUGAAGAUCGAAAGUGGCACAGCAUGGCCAGCCUUACCUGCAUCAAGAAGAACUCAAAGCCCUGGCAAGGAGGUCGAUCUAUGUUAGAAACUGUCAAGAAGGGGACAAUAAAUGGACUGACCGGAAUUUUGGAAUUUGACGAACUUGGGGAUAAUCCAAAUAUCCACUUUGAAAUCCUGGGUACAAAUUAUGGCGAAGAACUCGGCAGAAGUGCGCGUAAGCUUGGCUCAUGGAAUCCUGUAACUGGUCUGAAUGGAUCUCUAACAGACAGAAAGCUAGAAAACAACAUGCGAGGGGUAGUACUCCGUGUGGCCACUGUGCUGGAAGAACCAUUUGUUAUGGUUUUAGAGAAUGUCUUGGGAAAGCCAAAGAAAUACCAAGGAUUUUCUAUUGAUGUCCUUGAUGCCUUAGCCAACUAUUUGGGAUUCAAGUAUGAAAUAUAUGUUGCACCAGAUCACAAGUAUGGAAGACCUCAAGAAGAUGGUACAUGGAAUGGGUUAAUAGGUGAACUUCUCUUUAAGAGAGCCGACAUGGGUAUUUCUGCCUUGACUAUCACACCUGACAGAGAGAAUGUAGUAGACUUCACAACACGUUAUAUGGAUUACUCAGUGGGAGUACUGCUAAAAAAAGCAGAGAAAACAGUGGAUAUGUUUGCUUGCUUAGCACCAUUUGACUUAUCUCUGUGGGCCUGCAUUGCUGGAACUGUGUUGUUAGUGGGGCUUCUUGUCUACCUAUUGAACUGGCUUAAUCCUCCACGCUUGCCGAUGGGAUCUAUGACUUCUACGACACUUUACAACUCUAUGUGGUUUGUGUAUGGAUCAUUUGUACAGCAAGGUGGAGAAGUCCCAUACACAACUUUGGCAACACGAAUGAUGAUGGGAGCUUGGUGGCUUUUUGCCCUAAUUGUCAUUUCAUCUUACACAGCAAACCUAGCAGCCUUUUUGACAGUAUCACGAAUUGAAAGCUCUAUUCUGUCUCUACAGGACCUGUCAAGGCAGACAGAAAUUCCUUACGGAACAGUAUUAGACUCUGCGGUUUACGAUCAUGUGCGGGUGAAAGGGAUGAAUCCAUUUGAGAGAGACAGCAUGUAUUCCCAAAUGUGGCGUAUGAUUAACAGGAGUAAUGGGACAGAGAACAAUGUUCAGGAAUCUCAGGAUGGCAUACAAAAGGUAAAACAUGGAAAUUAUGCGUUUGUAUGGGAUGCUGCAGUGCUGGAGCAUGUGGCAAUAAAUGACCAGGACUGUUCCUUCUACACAGUAGGAAAUACAAUUGCAGACAGGGGCUACGGCAUAGCAUUACAACAUGGCAGCCCUUAUAGAGACAUUUUUUCACAAAGGAUCCUGGAACUUCAACAGAAUGGGGACAUGGACCUAUUAAAGCAUAAAUGGUGGCCACAUAAUGGACACUGUGACCUUUAUUCAUCAGUAGAACCUAAACAAAAAGGAAGUGCCCUGGACAUUAAAAGCUUUGCUGGGGUGUUCUGUAUACUGGCAGCUGGCGUUGUCCUGUCGUGUGUCAUAGCAAUGGUGGAGACCUGGUGGAGCAAAAAAAAAGGAUCCAGAGUACCUUCCAAAGAGGAUGACAAAGAAAUUGACCUGGAACAUCUCCACCGACGUGUAAACAGCCUGUGCACUGAUGAUGAAAGCCCUCAUAAACAGUUUUCCUCCUCGUCAGUUGACUUAACUCCGCUAGACAUCGACACGUUGCCAACACGGCAAACUCUGGAGCAAAUAAGUGAUUUCAGGAACACUCAUAUAACCACUACAACCUUUAUACCAGAGCAGAUACAGACACUUAGUCGUACCUUGUCAACGAAAGCUGCUUCUGGUUUCUCAUUUGGCAAUGUACCUGAGCACCGAACUGGUCCAUUCAGGCACAGGGCACCCAAUGGUGGAUUUUUCCGAAGUCCAAUUAAAACUAUGUCAUCUAUUCCAUACCAGCCAACUCCCUCUCUGGGGCUCAAUCUUGGCAACGAUCCUGACCGAGGUACCUCUAUAUGAGCCUUAGGGAGCCCUCAUCAUUGUUUUGUUCUGGGACUCUCUUUGCCAGGAGCAUCUGUAAAAUUAUGAGACUAACAUGGAUGUAUUUUUUUAUAUCCAAAUUAUUAAUAACAAUUUUUGACUCCUCACUUUAUUCUUCCUUGAUCCUUUGUCUGUAAAUGUGUUUUAGAAAUUCUAAAUUCACUUCACUGGCUCACUUAUUGUUAUUUUAUUUUAUUAUUCUUCAGUUUGGAAUGUUAAAGUAUUAUGAUUCUCCGUUGGUUUGACACAUACAUCUGCAAUAACUGAAAUUGUUUGCAUUGUUUACUGAUUCUCCUAUGUACUCUGCUGCUGCUGUGUCCUUUAACUAUGGACCAAAGGCUAACCCCUGCAGUAUAGAACAAAAAAACCUAUUCAGGCCGAAAGAUAAAAUAAUGCAAUUUUGUAGGACUACAACAAGCCAUUACUAUGCCAGUAAAGAAUACAUUAAAACAUAUUUUGCACUGUAGCAGUGCAUUUGUAAAUUAGUCCAUUACCAUGAUGUUUUUUCUUUUUAUUGUACAGCAUAUUUUUGGUUAAAACGUCCAUCCAAUCAUAUACUUGUAUGUGUAUGAAUGUAUGUAUGCUAGAAAGUAUAUGCAUACAUGUUCUUAUGCAUUGUGGAUUGUGUCAGAACCUAAAUAAUGGACAUUAUUCUUUUAUAACAUCAUAAAAUUACUUAAUAGCAUACUUUCAGACUUAUUAACAGAUCAUAUCUCUGUACGGCAAACUAUGGAGAAAAACGGUCAAAGUUGUUUUUUUCUGUUGCUUGUUUUUUUUUUUGUCUUUCUUUUUUUCAGAAACUGAUAAUCAAAUUAAAAUUGAAAUGCCUUAAUAGAAUAGAGCAAAACCAGGGUAUGUGCUUGAACCCAAUAAAACCCCGGUGGAAACAGGGAGCUGUAGACUGUUGAGGACACCCCUAAAUCAUCAAUGGUACACAGCAGAUAAAAGGGAAUGGCAGAAUUCCAACAUAGUAUUAGUAGUUUUGGGUAACAUCUUUACCUUCGCAUGACAAAAUGUGAGCAAAAAAUGUAUCAUUUAGCUGUUUUGUAAAGCAUUGAUGUACUAUAGUUUCCUUCAUCUUCUGCUCUACAGUCUUGCAGCUUAAAGUGUCCUUUUACUUACAUUAAAUCUAAACAAACUAACACACAAUAGGUGUCUGAUCUUAACUUUAAUCUAUACCUCCUGUCAGAGCCUCCUCAAAGUCCUGUUUUUUCCUAGUAUGGGGCACGAGUGACAUGCCUCCUGCCUCCCACAAUGCAGUUUUCAGGGCCAGAGCUCUAUCACUAGGAUACUUGGAGUUACUUUAGGUAGGCUGUAAGAUGUUUAGGAGGCUCCAGUUGCAGGCAUGGUCUGUGUGUACAUUUUUGCUUUAAAUUUGCUGGCAGAGGUCUUAAUAGUGAAAAUUUAUUUUUGACAGUGUUUGGGUAUGAGAAAGUUGUUAGAGAAAGCUUUUACAAUUUGGGCCACAUUUUUUUAGCCUGACCUAAUACUGAAUCGAUAGUUCAAUUUGCAUGCUACAUCCCUAAAUCUGGUGUAUCAAAAAAGUGUCUGUAGUAACAUAUGGGACUUUUGAAGCACAACGUUUUAGUAAAAUUUGUAACAUUUUAUUAAAUUUCUUUAAAAAAAGUAGACAUUUAAUAAAAUACAAAUAUAAAACGGUUAUUUUAUCCACUGCAGUGAUUUAUAGCAAGUCUUUCCACUCAACGCUUUUCAUGGGCAUGGUCCUCUUCAUCAGGAGUUAGCAGACUUGAAUUGCUGCCAUCUAAAUAG
Rana temporaria (common frog) is the source of this 4602-nucleotide messenger RNA. RefSeq names its product glutamate ionotropic receptor delta type subunit 2 (gene GRID2). Gene Ontology annotation, molecular function: glutamate-gated receptor activity; transmitter-gated monoatomic ion channel activity involved in regulation of postsynaptic membrane potential. Gene Ontology annotation, biological process: monoatomic ion transport; synaptic transmission, glutamatergic; modulation of chemical synaptic transmission. Gene Ontology annotation, cellular component: postsynaptic membrane; plasma membrane. Lineage: Eukaryota; Metazoa; Chordata; Amphibia; Anura; Ranidae. The transcript is spliced from 15 exons. The record is from RefSeq and is a predicted model, not a curated record. The coding region runs from base 1 to 2811 and encodes 936 amino acids.